AUGGCAUCCACUGGCGCCGAUGACGGCGCGGCGGCGCAACCUAAGGCCGCCAUCUCGCACUGCGCUGAUGAUCGUCGGCCUGUGGCGCGGGGUGGAGACACGGAGGGCUUCUACACGGAGAUCCAGGAGAAGAUCCUGGCGAGGUACGGCAAGGUGUUCGACUGGUCGCUCAAUGCCAAGAUGAUGGGCAAGAAGGCGACCGAGUCCGCCCGCAUCUUCGUCGACGAGUACGGCCUCAACGGCCUGCUCACCCACGAGCAGUUCCACGAGGAGCGCGAGAGCAUGCUCCAGGCGCUCUUCCCAUCCUGCACCAAGCUACCAGGAGUACUACGUUUGGUCCAUCAUCUUCAUGCCAACGGAAUGCCAAUGGCUGUUGCGACAGGGUCCCAUAAACGUCAUUUUGCACUGAAGACCCAGAACCACCAGGAAAUGUUUUCCCUGAUGCAUCAUAUUGUCAUGGGUGAUGAUCCAGAGGUGAAGGCUAACAAACCAUCCCCUGAUAUUUUUCUCGCUGCUAUGAGGAGGUUUGAGGGUGACAUAGAACCCAGUAAGUGCUUGGUUUUUGAAGAUGCUCCUUACGGUGUAGCUGCCGCGAAAAAUGCUGGAAUGUCUGCAGUGAUGGUCCCAGAUCCGAGGCUGGAUGUUUCAUAUCACAAAGGAGCUGACCAAGUUCUCAAUUCAUUGUUGGACUUCAAACCUACUGAAUGGGGCUUACCGGCAUUUAAAGAGUAG
Molecule: messenger RNA, 732 nt
Organism: Miscanthus lutarioriparius
Lineage: Eukaryota; Viridiplantae; Streptophyta; Magnoliopsida; Poales; Poaceae
Source: the annotation of a GenBank genome assembly